ACGCCAAACGGUUUUGCCAAAACAAAACCAAACAAAACAAAAAAAUCAACUUUAUCAUUAUUUGUUUGUCCAUCAUAUUUGAUGGGCGUAUGUGAUCUCCAUUCCCUCAAACAAAUCAAUCGAUGACUAGUCGACUAAAUUAUAAAUUAAUAAAUGACCAAAUUAUUCGAAUAAUGGAUCUAUUGGAAUGUUAUAUGAUCAAUUCUAUUCAGUUGUUGAAAUGUUCCAGAACGUUACCCUAUAAAAUGAAAAUAUCUACAAAAAAAACAUUUUCAACUCUGACCUUUUGUAGCAGAUCAUGGCUCAGCAUUUUGAUGGUCAUGUUGAUAAUUCUUCAGCCUAUUUGCUGUUCUCAUCAAUCCAUACAUUUAGAUCCAUCUGGUAACUAUCAUGGACUUAUUAUUGGUUUUGGCAAUAACUUUCAAUCAUUCGAACGACCAAAUAUUAACACGACAAUCGUGUCAAUUAUGAAUCAAUUGCAACGAACAUCGUCUAUAUUGAAGGAACUAAUGUCAGUUCAAAUAGCUGAUGUAACUAUCAUUCUGCCCGAAAAAUGGCAUAUUGAUGUGAAUCAAUUACAACAAUCGACAUCCAUGCAGUUUGAUGUACGAGAAUCUAGAGCUCAAUAUCGAUCACUAGCCGAUGCCGAUAUUUUAUAUACAAAUGAUGAUAAAAAUCAGAUAUUGACCAUGCAAUAUGGGGAUUGUGGUGAAGGUGGUAUGGCCAUCAAUUUUCCAAUGCAAUAUGUAUCGGAUGAAUAUUCAGCUCGUUUACUGGCCCAUCAAUGGCUUUUAUAUAGAUAUGGCGUAUUCAAUGAAUUCGGCCUUGAAGAUGAUUACAAUUAUCCAGUAUACUUUGCUGCUCCAGACGGUGGAAUACGUCAUGAUGUACGGCCACAUAUCAAUUCUUGUUUUCAGGGUUCGAAUGCCCAGUUCAAAUAUUCCAAUAACUGUAAUAAUGCCACCGAUCCAAACACUGGUCGACCAAUCAAUCCAAAUUGUGAUGUGAUACCGGCCAAGAAUACAAUUCAAUCCUCGUUUAUGUAUGCCCCGAUUGCUGUAUCCGAAUAUCGGCUUUGUAAUUCUAGUACACACGAUUAUCAAUCGCCAACCAAGCACAAUGUCCUAUGUGAUUACCAAUCCAUCCAGGAUGUCAUUGUAAAACAUGCCGAUUUCGAACGAUUUAAACCCAACUUUAAUGGCCAAAACACUGAUUUGAAUGCAUCAACCCCGUUGAUUAGAUUCCAGAUCCUACAAAACCAAAAUUUACUACAUGAUGAACAUUCGAUUAAAGCUAAUGUUCUAUACGCUUUGCCUAAAAAUGGAUCAAAAUUUCUGGAAGCCUCAAUGGAUAUGAUCAAAAAGAUGGGCAUACAAGGCUUUUUUCCACAUCAGGCAUUAUUUGCUUUGUACGAUGAAAAUCAAUUACAAGUUGUUCCUGGUUGGCGUCCAUCAUCACAAUUGUCUAUGAUCUAUUUCGAUGAUGAUCAUAAUGAACGUAGAAUAAAACUAAGACAAAUUUUCGAACAAAUGUCCAGACAAUUCGACAAUGUACCUGGAGCUGGAACCUGUGUAUUUUUCUAUUCGGGCGACAUGCUUAUGGAAAACACUGAUAUCGAUUACAUAGAAUCGUUGGCUGAUUUGUUGAACAAGAAAAAUCUUCGACUACAAGUUAUUCUUUACGAUCGUCCACCAAGCAAUGAAGUGCUACGAUUCUUUGAUCAGCUAAAAUUGAAAAUAAACAGUUAUUCUGCUGUUGAUUAUGCGUUCGGUCAAACAGAUAAUUCAUCGCCUUCGAUCAUGGCCUUUCGAACGCAACUCACCUCUAUUAUAAACACUGUACUGUUUGAUCUGUUACAGGAUCUGACCGAUCAGAGUCAUCUACUCAUCAAACGAGAAACGGUUCGUUCAGAUGAUCCUUCUGGAAUUGAAUUCACCAUUGAUUCGACCAUUAGCAACAAUGAUUUGCUUAUUGAAAUGACCACUAAUGGAAAAGGAUCCGACUUGGCCAUGGGUUUCAAUCUGAGCGAAGAUUAUCGCAACGUCAUACAAUUCCAAACAUUUGAACCAUACGAUAGAAGCAUUGUGAUUCAUUACCAAAUGAUCAAAGAAGGCAAAUUUCGUUUCAAUUACCGUUCCAGCGAUCCAAACACGUUCAUCACAAUUAGUGUUCGCGUUUUAUCUAAGCAAAGUCAUUAUCACUCAUACAAGGAUGCUCUAUUAUCGGCUCGAUGUUGGAUUCAAUCCAGUCAAUCGAAUCCAGUUCGUGGCUAUGUACAAGUUAGCCAAGGUUUGAAUGGCCCUGUUUAUGAGGCUGAUGUUAGUUUUGCUGCUCGAGCAUUCACCCGAACGCAACAACGACAGGAAGUGACUCGGCCUUCAAAUGAUAAUGGCCGAGGUAAUCCGGAUAUUACAGCUUAUGACGGGAUCUAUUCAGCCUAUCUGGACUCAUUAUUUACUGGUAAUGGCGAAUCAUAUGGUGUGGCUUAUACGAUUGUAGCGAAAAUCAGCGGCCACAAGAUUGCAGUUAAACCAGGAAAUUUUGGAAAUACUGUCAUGUUCAAUAGCAAAACUCGUUGCUGUGGUACACAAAUAAAAACAAAUGAUGAUCAAAUUGAAUCAAAUUCAUUCGAACGAUUCGUACAUUGUGGUUCGUUCUACAAUAGCAUGCAAAACGAACAUCAUGGUAUGGCCAAUUAUGCCAUUCGUGAUUUACGUAUCGUCAAUCUGGAUGCCGACAAUCGAACAAUGGCUCUAGAAUGGAGCUCUCCAUUUUACUAUACGAGCGAUCAAAACAAACCAAUCAUCAUCAAGGCAUUUCAUUCGUAUAGUCGUCAUUCGAAACUUCCUCUCGAGAUUAAACAAGCCUUUGAUAGAGACCAGAAUGAAGCUGAAUUGCAAGUUAUUACCGGUGAUGAUAACCAUGAUAACCACUAUUCACAACCCUCUGUUAUGACCAUCAACGAGCAGUCUGAUGAUGCUCGUAUCAUUUUUGAAACACUUUCAUCAUCACAAGCUCCGUAUGCACGAUACGAAUCCUCACCAUCGUUUCCACAAUUAAUACGACCAUCCACAGUCAGCAGUAAUACGUUGGUGACCAAUUCAUUACGGCAAGUGACCAUACGUAUCCUUAGUCCAGAAGAAGGUUUCUAUUUGAUCGCCGUCAAAGAACGUAACGAUGAUUAUGAAUCGAAGCCAUCAAACAUCGUUACCGUUUAUCUGAAAAGUAACGUACUAAUUGAAAAUACAACCGCUUUAGCCAAUGAUAAUAGCCGUUUGUCAGCCGGACCAUACCGAGAAAGUGGACGUGGUCGUGCAUUACCUUGGAUCCAGAUAUUGAUCAUUUGCAGUUCGGCAUUCGUCCUUUUUAUCAUCAUCUUGAUUAUUAUCUGUCUUACCAUUCGUCGUUACCGUCGUUCGAAUAAAGAAGCUCUGAAUAGCGAUUACAAAUCAACUGAUAGUGCCACUUCGAAUUGUGGAACAAUCAUGAACGGCGACAAUAAGAACGAUACACAUACGAACAAACAAUCCUAUUAUCUAGCUCAGGAUGGCAAUUCACUCAUAUCGAAUUCACUAAACGACAACAGGAUGUUGCCCAACGGCGCAGCCAGCAAUCAUACGAGCUGUAGUUCAGUCAACACGAACGUCGAAAAUGGUCCAGCGGGCCAUACUUCUUACCUGAACCAUCACCAGAAUCACUUACCUCCUCAUGCGAUCGAUCGUCCGCAUCAACAGGACCAAUCGUCUAUGGAACAGUCAGCAGGUGUAAUGAAAGAACUAAACGUAGCAACAUUACUACCAAACUCAUGGGAUGCCAAAGAACUGCUCGAUCAUUGGGGUCGAGUUCAGGAAGCCAAAUUACGGCAGGAAUCACCACCGAUUGUAACUAACGGUCAGCCUGGGAUGCAAUCAAAUUCACCCAGUGUUCUAUCUUAUGGUGGCAGUUCUUCGGUGGAUAAUUUUCACAGCAAUCAUCCAGCGAUCGUUCAACCAACAUCAAACAUGAAUCAAUCACAUUUCGGUCUGCCUUACGGUAAUUCCAUACCGGCAGAUUAUCCAAAUGGACCAUUACCUUCAUCCAUGUAUUCGCCUUAUUCAAAUGCGAGCAGUAUAUGGCAACAUCAACAACAGAAACAAUUGCAGCAACAGCAUUUGCAUCAGCCACAUUCAUACCUGUCGCUACCACCACCCCCACCGCCACCUUCACUGUCAUCACAUGUGGUCCAAGCAAUCAACCUGGAUGAUAAUGGCCUUCCUGAGUACAGUGUUGUACGGAAGAUCAUUUCGGCCAACAUAUCUCAAGUGUAAAAUCCAGUCAAUUGUUGCCUUUUUGCAAAUUUGUAAAAUCAACCCUUUGUAAAUAAAAUUGCCCUUUCCUUUUAGCAUCAUCAUUAUCAUAUAAUAAUCAUACCCAUGUAUCAUAUUGCUCAUUAAAUAUUAAUACAAAAAAAACUAUA
Molecule: messenger RNA, 4456 nt
Organism: Dermatophagoides farinae (American house dust mite)
Lineage: Eukaryota; Metazoa; Arthropoda; Arachnida; Sarcoptiformes; Pyroglyphidae
Source: RefSeq, a predicted model, not a curated record